UUUACUAAACGAAUUCAAGAAGAGGAGGAGAAAGUAAGGCCAAAUCCACCAGACUCUUCUUUAACGCUCGACACUCUUCAAAAUUGAAAGCCACUUUCAAGUUUAGAAGGCAAUGGUUGCUCAACCUUAAGCAAAUGGAAACCAAUGGUAGCAGUAAUCACCAUUUCUGUGAAAAUCAGCCUUCAACAAGUUCAAAUAGUGCUAACAAAGGUCAAUCCACUGAGGAGAUUUUCGUUAACCAUGCUGAAAUAACUUGGCAUGAGGUUAGAAGACAGUGGGUCGGGGAUCAGUAUCAAAAGUCAAAAAGAAUGCCUCGGGAACCAACUAUGAGCUGGACCACAACAUAUGAGGAUUUGCUUUGUUCUACUGAACAAUUCCAACAGCCAAUUCCAUUAGCUGAAAUGGUGGACUUUUUGGUUGACACAUGGCAUGAGGAAGGCCUCUAUGACUAGAAACUUUGGGGGAACUCAUUCAGGUUUGCAAUGCUUUCUGAUGCAGAUUGAACAAAUGAAGCAAAACACAAUUGGCUAUCAUGAUUCAGUGUUGAAAUUGAUUAAAGGUUGGCUUGUAUGAGAUGAACAUGAGUUAUUAGAAUCUAUCUCAGCAAUGCUUUGGGAAUUUUUAGCUCAUGUAGUUGACUAAUCUUCUCAACUGUGAUCUCCAUGUUCAAUAACAUAUAAAGACCUUACAAUAUACCAGUCAGCCAUCGCGUUAAGCUGAUAUACAUUCUAGA
This is a messenger RNA of Hibiscus syriacus, 733 nucleotides long. RefSeq lists its product as uncharacterized. Bases 135 to 452 code for a protein of 105 amino acids. The transcript is spliced from 5 exons. Lineage: Eukaryota; Viridiplantae; Streptophyta; Magnoliopsida; Malvales; Malvaceae. The record is from RefSeq and is a predicted model, not a curated record.